GGGCGAGAUCCAACAACUUCCAGUUGUCAAUCGAGCCCGCCCGCCCCUAAAGAAUGGAAAGCCAGACUAGAUCAGUGGACUUCCGCCUCAACCAUAAACAUCAUGUCGACAACCCGUUUACCCAGCAUUCCAUCCCUUCGGAAACAGCAGCUUCUUUUGGAAUUUGCAAGUUUGCAACAUGCAGCCCCGCCGGGCACCUACGUGAGCCUCAGUCCCGGUGACCCAACGCUCUGGUCUGGUGUCAUCUUUGUUCGCGCUGGUCCAUAUGCCUCCGCUGUCCUCCGUUUCCAGAUCCGCUUCCCUGACUCCUAUCCCGACAUGCCGCCCAUGGUCAACUUCGCGACCGACGUCUUUCACCCCCUGGUCGUGCCCCUCACCACUUACACCUUCAGCACAGGUGCCUCGAAUGAAGAUCCCGUCAGCGCCACCGACGAUGAGCGCUUACCCCCCGGCGGAUUUAGUUUACGGCACGGGUUCCCGCACUGGUUCGGUCGGGCCAAACGAGGCGGAUGCAACCCGUCAACAGCUCCAUCCAUCAAAGCCGUGAGCGUGCGCAACUCGACCAUCAGCACUAAUACAAACGGAGCAAGGAGACCCGAUACGCCGGCCGGCGAAGAACCUAUACCCGACCAAGACCAAACAACCCCCACCUCGCCCACGACGGAAGAGAUCGACCCCACUUCUCCAACAGUAGACCGACGAUUCUCGGAAACGAGGCAAACCGUCCCCGUAGCAGUCCUUCUUGACUAUAUCCGCUCGACAUUCGACGACGCGACUGUUCUGGACUCCUUACCAUUGGAGGCGGCCGCGAACCCGAGCGCGUGGCAUGCGUGGAAGGCGCACCAGAGGGGCAGCGACAGUGCUACAGCUACCUCAUUGGGGGUGGUGAAGAAGGCUGGAAGCCCGCAAGCCAGGGCCCCUGGGGAUUGGCACUGGGAUGGGAUCUGGGUGAGACGGGUGCAGAGUGAGGUUGAGGCUAGUAUUUCGGAUUCAACUCUGUAUGGGCCCACGCGCGGAGGAGCGGAUGAGACGAUUCGAUUCACCCGUUUGGAUAAGGCUACGCUCGCAUCGGUGAUGGAGAAAAUCAACCCACGAACGGAGGAGGUGCAUCAAUAAAGCCUACGAGCUAGGUGCUUCAAUAUACUCAUUGUACUACCAUCAAUCAGUUGAUCUGGGAUAUUCCUACUUCCCAUACCUAAUUGUUCAUGACCUCGGGGAUUUCAUCAUGGCUCCCGUUUUGAGUCGCUGUUCGCACCUUCCCAUUCGUUGCAUAGCAGCUAGCAACUUACCCCGGACUCUGGACCCUCCCAG
This is a messenger RNA of Aspergillus fijiensis CBS 313.89, 1311 nucleotides long. Its product is annotated as putative ubiquitin-conjugating enzyme. The transcript is spliced from 4 exons. The record is from RefSeq and is a predicted model, not a curated record. NCBI's taxonomy places the organism in Eukaryota, Fungi, Ascomycota, Eurotiomycetes, Eurotiales, Aspergillaceae. The coding region runs from base 103 to 1116 and encodes 337 amino acids.